UUCGCGGAUCCAAUGAGAUCACGCCGCGUCCUGGGCCCUAUGGUCAGAGCGAGCCGGCUGUUGCAGGCAGUAAAAUUUUUUAAGAAAUAAUGCUGAGUGGUUGUUGUAAGGCACCUAGAUAGUAACUCGCGCAUUGCAAAUAAAAUAAUCAAAGUGCUAUUAAAUAACCAGCUACAGUCUUAUGUUUUUGUAUUAGAAGUUGUAGCUUGACUGGGUUUGCACUUCAAGCAGAAGAACUUGUAGUGAAAGGCAAUGACAAUGGGGGUACCGCUGGUGUGUGCCACUGUCUUCUGCUUUAUCCUGGCCUUACCUUCUCCAACAGCAUCCGUAGCGGUGAUGUCUGUUGACCUGGGUAGCGAGUGGAUGAAACUGGCUCUAGUUAAGCCUGGUGUGCCAAUGGAAAUUGUGCUGAACAAAGAGUCGAGGAGGAAAACUCCAGUAGCUGUGUGUUUAAAGGAAAACGAGCGACUGUUUGGGGACAGCGCUCUGGGAGUUUCGGUGAAGAACCCCAAGUUGGUGUACAGGUACCUUCAGGACCUUCUGGGGAAAAAGCAUGAUAACCCUCAGGUGGCUUUGUAUAAGAAACGUUUUCCUGAGCACCAGCUGCAGAAGGAUGAGACCAGAGACACGGUUCUCUUCAAGUCCUCAGAAGAGAUGCAGUAUUCCCCAGAGGAAAUCCUGGGAAUGAUUUUGAAUUAUUCCCGUGGCUUAGCGCAAGACUUUGCAGAACAGUCAGUCAAAGAUGCUGUGAUCACAGUUCCAGCCUACUUCAAUCAGGCAGAGCGCAGAGCUGUUCUACACGCUGCGCACAUGGCAGGUUUGAAGGUCCUUCAGCUCAUCAAUGACAACACUGCUGUCGCGCUAAACUAUGGAGUCUUCCGGAGGAAGGACAUCAACAGCACAGCCCAGAACGUGAUGUUCUAUGACAUGGGGUCCAGCAGCACCGUAGCCACUAUUGUCACAUACCAGACUGUGAAGACCAAAGACUAUGGCACCCAACCUCAGCUACAGAUCCGAGGAGUUGGCUUUGACCGCACCCUGGGUGGCUUUGAGAUGGAACUGAGGUUACGGGACCACUUGGCUGAUAUCUUCAACAAGCAGGGGAAGACCAAGACGGACGUGCGGAAGAAUCCGCGAGCCAUGGCCAAGCUGCUGAAGGAGGCACAGAGGGUUAAGGUUGUUCUCAGCGCCAACAUUGACCACACGGCUCAGGUGGAGGGUCUCCUAGAAGAUAUCGACUUCAAGGCAAAGGUGACGCGUUCCGAGUUGGAGGAGCUCUGUACUGAUCUUUUUGAGAGGGUCUCUGGUCCCGUUCAAGAAGCCCUCAAUUCUGCUGAAAUGUCCUUGGAAGAGAUCGAACAGGUCAUCCUGGUUGGAGGAGCAACCCGAGUGCCCAGAGUUCAGGAGAUUCUGCUAAAAGCCGUUGGAAAGGAAGAACUGGGGAAAAACAUCAACGCUGACGAAGCGGCCGCUAUGGGAGCCGUGUAUCAGGCCGCAGCACUCAGCAAGGCCUUCAAGGUGAAGCCUUUCCUGGUGCGAGACGCCGCGGUGUUUCCCAUUCAGGUCGAGUUCACACGGGAGACGGAGGAGGAAGGGGUGAAGAUGUUGAAACACAACAAGCGGGUUCUGUUUCAGAGAAUGGCUCCAUACCCCCAGCGCAAGGUCAUCACGUUCAACCGCUACACAGAUGACUUUGUGUUUUAUGUCAACUACGGUGACCUUGGGUUCCUUAGUGCAGAUGACCUCAGGGUGUUUGGGUCCCCCAACUUGACCACAGUCAAGUUGACAGGGGUAGGCAGCAGCUUUAAGAAGCACUUGGAUGCGGAGUCGAAGGGCAUCAAGGCUCAUUUUAACAUGGAUGAAAGCGGUGUGCUCAUCCUGGACCGGGUGGAAUCUGUCUUUGAGACCAUAGAAGAGGAGAAAGAAGAAGAAUCGACUUUGACAAAACUUGGAAACACAAUAUCAAGUCUCUUUGGAGGAGGGGGUUCAGAACCAACCGCGAACCUCACAGAGCCUGUUCAGGACGAGGAGGAGCUAACACCUGAAGCUGGGAAAGAGGAGGAAGAUCAGGCCAAAAAGGAUGACGAGCCGCAGGAUGCUAAUCAGGAAGCUGAGGAGAACACGGAUGCUCAGCCAGAGAAGGCGGCUGAGGCUGAGAAGGUGGAAGGCAGCGCCGAUUCCCAGAGUGAAAAGGAAGCAACUGGAACUGAAGGAAAAACUGAAGAAAAGAAGCCAACUGGAGAAGAAGAGAAGACUGAGGACAAAGAUAAGAAGACAAAAUCACAGAAGAAAGUAAAGAUCUCAGAAGAAAUUGAUGUAGAGCUAGAAAUAAAUGAUGUUCUCAACCCAAGUCCAGAUGAGAUUGAUUCUUCUACGAAAAAAUUGCAAGACCUAACUGAUCGAGAUCUGGCAAAGCACGAGAGGGAAAAGGCCUUGAACAGUCUUGAGGCGUUCAUCUUUGAAACCCAGGAUAAGAUGUAUCAGGAUGAGUACCAGGUGGUGCUUUCUGAGGAAGAGAGGGAGCAGAUUUCCAGCAAGCUGAGCGAGGCCUCUACCUGGAUGGACGAGGAGGGGUAUACGGCGGGUACCAAGGAGCUGAAGGAGAAGCUGUCGGACCUGAAGAAGCUGUGCAAGUCCAUGUUCUUCAAAGUGGAAGAGCGCAGAAAAUGGCCUGACAGAUUGGCAGCGCUUGACAGCAUGCUGAAUCAUUCUAGCUUUUUUCUUAAGAGUGCCAGACUUAUACCGGAGGAUGACCAAAUCUUUACAGACGUUGAGCUGAAGACCCUGGAGAAGAUCAUCAAUGAGACGACCACUUGGAAGAACGAGACGUUGGCAGAGCAGGAGAGACGCUUGCCGACCGAGAAGCCAGCUCUGCUGUCCAAAGACAUCGAGGCCAGACUCGCCCUUCUCGACCGCGAGGUCAAUUACCUGCUGAACAAGGCUAAGUUUGCCAAGCCCAAGCCCAAGGUCAAACCCAAGGAGAAGAACAGCACCGGUACGGAAAACGGCAAAUCCAACAGCACGGAGGCUGACUCUCAGAAAGUCAUCCCACCUGUGGACAAGCCUGACGCUGAGAAAGCGACAGAAACCCCUGAAGAGGUGAAACCAGGUGGGGAGCUGCCCAUAGACAACGGUGCUGAGGAUGGGGCUGAAACGGAAACCCGUCAGAAUCCCACAAAAGGAGCAGUGAAUACAGAAUCCACGGAGAGCAAAUCGGAAAACCAUAUAGAAGAUGAAUUAUAACGACUGGAACUUAAACAGAUAUUUUGAUGUAUUUAUUAAUUUUUUUCGUCUCCCCAAACUUAAAUCAAAAUGUUUAAUUGGAUCAGCUUGGAGAAUCCUUGGUGUACAUUUUUAGAACGUUUUGGGGCUCCUGACCUUCUCCCCUACGACCAGCUAGAGCACAUAUGAUCCUGUGAGAAUUGCAGAAACAACUUGAUGCCAUUUUUGUCUAGUUUAUUCCGUUCUGAUGUCGUGAAAUUUCAUUUUCAAGUUGCCAGUUCCAUUGUCAGUCUUUCUGCAAAAUAAGACCCUGCUCCAAGCCA
Brienomyrus brachyistius is the source of this 3545-nucleotide messenger RNA. It is a transcript of the gene hyou1, whose product is annotated as hypoxia up-regulated 1. The coding region runs from base 253 to 3243 and encodes 996 amino acids. The record is from RefSeq and is a predicted model, not a curated record. Gene Ontology annotation, biological process: negative regulation of hypoxia-induced intrinsic apoptotic signaling pathway; endoplasmic reticulum unfolded protein response; cellular response to hypoxia. Lineage: Eukaryota; Metazoa; Chordata; Actinopteri; Osteoglossiformes; Mormyridae. The transcript has 24 exons. Gene Ontology annotation, cellular component: endoplasmic reticulum chaperone complex. Gene Ontology annotation, molecular function: ATP-dependent protein folding chaperone; ATP binding.